GCGCCUGCGCAUGCGCGCGGCGGGGGCGGGGCGUCCCCGAGCGGCCGGGCGCGCGGGCGGCCGCUGCCCUGCGCGGGCAGCCGGCGCCGCGGGGCGGAGGGCGCCAUGGGCUGGGCGGCGGCGCAGGGGCGGCUGGCGGCGGGGCUGCUGGUGAACCUGGCCGCCUCCAUCUGCAUCGUGUUCCUGAACAAGUGGCUGUACGUGCGGCUGGGCUUCCCCAACCUCAGCCUCACGCUGGUGCACUUCGCCGUCACCUGGCUCGGCCUCUACCUGUGCCAGGCGCUCGGCGCCUUCGCCCCCAAGAGCCUGCGGCCGCGGCAGGUGCUGCCGCUGGCGCUCAGCUUCUGCGGCUUCGUGGUCUUCACCAACCUCUCGCUGCAGAGCAACACCAUCGGCACCUACCAGCUGGCCAAGGCCAUGACCACGCCGGUCAUCGUGCUCAUCCAGAGCCUGGCCUACGGCAAGACCUUCCCGCUCCGCAUCAAGCUCACCCUGCUCCCCAUCACGCUGGGCGUCUUCCUCAACUCGUACUACGACGUGAAGUUCAGCCUGCUCGGCGUCGUCUUCGCCGCCCUCGGCGUCCUCGUCACGUCGCUCUACCAAGUGUGGGUAGGAGCUAAGCAGCAUGAGUUGCAGGUAAACUCUAUGCAGUUGCUGUACUAUCAGGCGCCAAUGUCCUCUGCUAUGUUGUUCUGCAUCAUACCCUUCUUUGAGCCAGUCUUUGGAGAAGGAGGCAUAUUUGGGCCCUGGACACUUUCUGCUGUGGUUAAACCAAAACCAUUAUUGCUGAAGUUGUUGAAGUUAGCUGGCGCAGAAAAGGACACUUUUACUAUGAAGGAGGUAAUAUUCUAUCUUGGCCAAUAUAUUAUGUCUAAACAAUUAUAUGAUGAAAAACAGCAGCAUAUUGUGCACUGUGCAAAUGAUCUCCUUGGGGAUUUAUUUGGCGUACCAAGCUUUUCAGUAAAAGAACACAGGAGAGUAUAUUCAAUGAUUUCCAGAAAUCUAGUAGCAAUCAAUCAACAAGACUCAACGCUUGUUGACACACCUGAGGAUGAUGCCAGGUUUCAGCUUGAAACAGAAAAUGUUUUAAAGGAAUCCAUGCAAGAGUUAGAAGAGAAGCAGACUUCACCAAACUUGACUUCCCGACCAACUACAUCUUCUAGGAGGAGAACACACAGUGAAUCUGAAGAAAAUUCUUCAGAUGAUCCGCAUAGUGACAGAAGAAAACGUCACAAGUCAGACAGCAUUUCGUUGACGUUUGAUGAAAGUCUCUCAUGGUGUGUAGUCAGUGGGCUGUGCCGUGAAAGAAGCAAUAGCAGUGAUUCAGCAGAUUCUCCUUCCAUUCCUGAUCUUGAUGCCAGUUCACUAAGUGAAAACUCUGAUUGGUUUGACCACAGUUCUGUUUCAGACCAGUUCAGUGUAGAGUUUGAGGUUGAGUCAAUUUAUUCAGAAGAUUAUAGCCAUAAUGAAGAAGGACAAGAGCUCACAGAUGAAGAUGAUGAGGUAUAUCAGUUGACUAUUUAUCAAGAUGAAGAAAGUGAUGCUGAUUCAUUUGACGAAGAUCCAGAGAUUUCUCUAGCUGAUUAUUGGAAGUGUGCUGAAUGCAGUGAAAUGAAUCCCCCGCUUCCACGACAUUGCCACAGAUGCUGGGCCCUUCGUGAGGACUGGCUUCCGGAUGAAAAGAGUGAUAAACCGGAAAAAAGUGAAUUAGAAAGUUCUUUGCACCUGGAGUCUGAAGAAGGUUUUGAUGUUCCCGACUGCAAGAAAGUGAAAAUGACUGAAGAUAAAGAACCAGCUUUGGAGGAAAGUGAUGAUAAAGCAGUACAAAUCUGUGAGUCCCAGGAAAGCGAAGAGUAUUCUCAGCCGUCUACAUCUAGCAGCAUGUUUUGUAGCAGUCAGGAGGAUUUUAAGGAACCUGAGAAAAGAGAAGUGCAGGACAAAGAGGAAAGUAUGGAAUCCAGUCUGCCCAUCACCAGCAUAGAGCCCUGUGUCAUAUGUCAAAGCAGACCUAAAAAUGGCUGCAUAGUACAUGGCAAAACAGGACAUCUUAUGUCAUGUUUUACAUGCGCAAGAAAACUUAAGAAGAGGAACAAACCCUGUCCAGUGUGCAGACAGCCCAUACAGAUGAUUGUGCUAACUUACUUUAGUUAGAAGGAUGUUGAGUGGAAAGCAGCAAAUGGAGCUUCAUAGACUGGUACAGCAAAUAAGAGAGUAAGAAACUAUUUUUGUAUACUUAUUGGAAUAUUAAUAUUUUGGGUGUCUUUACAUUUGAUGUGGAAGGUGGUGCUGAAAUCAAUAUUGCACUGGAAUUGAUAGAGUUUAGCCUAAUACUCAGUCAAUUUGAAGAUUUUAAAUCCUUCUCAAUAGAAAUAACCCAUUUUCUAACAGUCUGCCUUUCCAAGUGUUUUAUGUUGCAAACAGGUUAAUAACGUUUGAAUUACUGGUUUAAGCACACAUUGAAAAUGAAUUUAGUGGUUAUGAGGGGAGAUAUAUUUUUGAAGAGUCUGUUGAUGGUGAUUCCUCCUCUUAAGAAGAUAGAAGACCUUCUAGAUUCCAGUAUCUGUUGCCUGCUGAAGACAACUGGGCAAAAAUUAGAACUCCGAAUAAGUCAGUAAAAUAAAUGAAUAGAAUCUUGUCUCCCUCAUUCCCAAGACUUAAAUUCCUCCCAGUAGUCAAAUUAUGGGGAAAGUCUUUUAGAUACUUACCAGUAAAUGAGGGAAGAUGUGGUAGAAAAUCAUUUAAGGAUUUGGAAAUAGAAUAGGAAACAGUGUCUUUUAUAACUUGCAUUGUAAACUUCACUGCUGUAUGAAUGUGUUCUGAGAAGUCAUGGACUUAAAUUCAGUCUUACAGUUACCUCUUAAACAUCCCAAGAAAUAGGCUCUGAAAAGAUUUUGUGAGAUUCGGUGGGUGGUCUGUGCUGUGCUGUUGAUUAUUUUAGCAGUGUGCAUAAGACAUGAAACAGGCAAGGAAAAUGAAGGAUUGUCUAUAUAAUAAGUUGUGCAAAUUAGGCAAUAUUGGGGGAGAUUUGUAUUUUUUCUGCAGUGGUUUUUGACUUCAGCAGUAUGUCAUACAGCUUGAGCACUACAUUCACUUGAAUAAAUAUUAAAAAAAUCCACCUCUAGUUGCAAAAACAAAUUGUGUAGUUCUAUUUCAGGUAGAUUUUUUGUUGUUGUUGUUAGGUUAAGUAGUCUUUCUUACUUCUUUGUAUCACAAGAAUUUUGAAAAUCUGUUGCCAGGUGUUUGACUAAUUUAAAUAUUCAAAGACCGUAAUAUGAAAAUUUGUCACAAUUUGAUCUGACACUUACAGCUUUUAACUCUUUUCUCCUUACUAUACUGGCCAAAAGCUUUGUGAAACUUAUCUGUUCCUUUAUUAAGAAGUUUACUAAGUUCUGUGGUGAAUUCAUAGAAGGUAAUGUGAGGAUGUAUUUGUAUGCUAAAAUAUCUUCAGGAUAUGGUUAGAUUAAUUUGAAUUGCUUUUUAGAUGGAUAGUUUCUGCACCCAUGAGUUGUAUUUCUUUUUUCCUUUGGAAAACUAAAUUUAGGAAAAGAAUUGCACAUUUUAGCAGCUUUUUAAUUUUAGAGGUAGUCACUACUAGUCUGUCCAACAGGGAGAAUGGCAGAUUAGUAGCUUUUGAGUCAAGAGAGUUCCAUGUAUGGAGAUAUAACCCAAAUGCAGAAGUUGUAUGGUUUUUACCAUCCUGCAAGCCUAGGUUAAAUAGCUUCCUUAACUUAAAAUACUAGUAUAGAACCAUCAAUACCUGUGUACUAGUACAAAGACUUACUGUUAUAACUGCUCUAGUGUCAGAACUGAUACAGUUUUUCUAGUAUAAAGUAUCUAUAAAUCAGGAGCAAAAACACCCUGAAUACAAGGAAGUACCUAGGCAAAUGACAAAUAAAAGGAACUAAAAGUUGUACAAUACAAACUUGUUAAACACUUGAUUAUUAUUUGCCUGCAAAGAAAUUCUGUGAUAGGUAAAGACUGAGUUACCUGGGUCAUGUGUGUGUGUUGUGUUGUUUUGUUUUGUUUUGUUUUUCCUCCAUUCUUGAAGUUAUAACUUAAAAGCUUUGGUCGACAAUAACCUUUCAUGCUGGGUUUUGAUAAUCCUUUAGUCUGAUACAGGAAAAAUCCUUUGUGCUAUCACUGGUAUGCAUGCUUUGUAUGUGUUGGUCAAAAAUGUUGCAGAUAGCCUCACCGAGUUGAAAUUGUGAUGAAGUAUUUACUAAAGCUUAAAUAGGUUACAGCACUUCUGUGAAACUGUUCUGUUGCAGCAGGACAGGUCUUUACAUUUUCAGGCAGUGACACUUCUAACAGAUGGUUACCUGCCUUAAUUCACAGCUGCUUCCUGUUAUUUUUUUCUUAUGUUACUUGAUAAAGUAUAGUGAAGCUUCAAAGGCCCGUCCACUGCACCUGCAGAUCAGAACCAAACAGUGGUCGUAUCUUGCCUGGAGUCUCUAGCUGAGAGAGAACUGAGAAGUUGUAUGCUCAGGAAGAGCAUUGAUAAAAUGGGGAGUGUGCUAAGGAAGCUUUAUCCAUUACGCUGCCUUAAGCUUUUUCAGUUUCAUACCUUCUCUAUGGUCACUGUAACUGCUAUGUAACUACAGUCAUGGGAGAGCAGCUAUUCUUAGUUUUUAUUGGAACAAAUUUUAACAUCCCUGUUGUCCUCUGACAGCCCCUUAAGUUAUCUUUGUAAUUGGGGGGGGGGGGGGAACUCUCGCAAAAAAGCAUGUAUGGUCAGCAUAGUGACCCUUGUUAUUCACAGUUACUUAGCUUUGGAAUUUCCUUCUAAUAACAUUUCAUCUCCCCCUAAAGCCUUUUGCCUUGGCAUAAGGUAAAAGGAGAGCAUACAGCACAACGGAUUUUUCCCUUUUGUGAUCUAAAAGUUUACUUCCCUAGCAUUUCUUCUUCUGUGGGGAACAGCCAUGGAAAUACCCUCUACUCUGUACAAUACUAAGGAAAUGGGGAAUUUAGGGUUCUGCAUCCUUGGAUAAACUAGUGUGGCAGACUGACUCUUUGUUCUGAAUUGUAUUUUUUUGCCUUAACAAUUUUUAACACUUUCUAGUAAGUGUCAGAUGGCUUUUUUCAAAACUUGCUUUACAAAUGAGGAAGCGAUGAGUAGCGACAUCUAGCCCCGUUCCUGUCAUUCCUGUGAAGAAGCUGGCAGGUGAGCGACAGCUCCUCUAGGUGCGCCGGCAGGGGCAUGUGCGCGUGCAGCAGUCUGCGGGAAGUGCUGAGGGCCGGGACUGACUCGGCGCAGGUGUUCAGGCACUUACUUGUAACAGACUGGCCUUUCUGAAUCUGUCUCUGUUAAGUCACUUUGACCUGUGCUUGGACCUCUGUAAAUGUAGACAGAAGAAAUGCCAAAAGCAGUAAUGGCAGCGAGCCUUAUAUUUAUCACACUGUUUUUUGGACAGAUAAACAAUUAUUUGUCCUUGAGUAGUAGUCAAAAUUGGCACAGAAGUUCACACUUGUACUUAGAGAGCUCUCGGAUUGUUAUUUAAUACCAUAGACGUUUUAAUCUUUAAUUUAUUGCAGUUUGUACAUACUCCUGUGCAUACAGUUAGUGUUUUGAGCUUUAAUUUAUUGAAUUAGUCUAUUGGUACGUGUAUAGACAAAAAUGUGUGUACACUGUAAAUCACAGUUACAAGAAGAAUAUUUAAUAGUAGCAUUAAAAAUAAAAAGGCAGGUAUAUUGCAAACGAAGAGGCACAUAAGAAGAUUUAUGGCUUUGUUUUCUUUUUUCCCUUCUGUUAAUACAACUAGUGAGUUAUAACCAUACAAGAUGUACUAAAUGACAAUAGAGAUGGAUGCUGAUACAACAUUAAUGUAGUGAAAAUAUUUUGGUGCUGUUUUCCUUUGGAAUGCUUUUGCAUCUCUGAGUACAACCAAGAAGCUAAAUUACUACUUCACUGCCCUAAUAACAUUAGGAGUCCUUAUCUGGAAGAUGUGGUGAUAAGAGGAGAGGAUUCAAGUUUGACUUAUAUUGGGUGAUAAUUUCUUUUGCCCUUGACUAUGUGAGCAAGAAGGUUAAAGGAAUGGUCAGACGUUAACAAAAUUUGAAAGUAUACAAUUAUUUUUGGUAAUUGUCUUAGCUUUCCUGGUUCAGGAGUUGAAUUUCAAUACUAAAAGAAAUUACAUUGUGAAAAAGUCAUAUUUAAUGAACAAGUGGUUUUAUUGUACUUUAUAAAAGAGAGUAACUAAUUUUUGGUAGUAUUUGUAUAUGAAUUUUGUCUGCCUGAAGUGCAUGAAGGAGUAGGCUAAAAGUGCAGAGUACUCAAGACAGAAGCCAAAAUUACUUUGUUCUAGUACGUCUAACGUUUCUCAGAAAGGCUAGAAAUGUUGAAUACUGAAAUAUUUGAGAAUCUUUAAUAGCGAAUCUUCACUUCAGAUUUUCCAGUUUAUAGUCUGCUGCUUUUAUCCUUUAAAAAUGUCACACAGCUGAUAUGUUAAGUAGCUGGGUCACUGAUUCUAUUUAAUAUUCACUGCAAGGAUUACAUUUUUGUUGAACAGCACCUGUGGAAUACUGCGUAUUAGUAUCAUUAACUAGCACACUGGAGCAAGUAUGUGCCAUGUUAUUCCACAAAUGGUUAUAGCCGCCACUUUAGUUAGCAGGUUGAUAUAGAAAGAAUAAAAGUUUACAUAGUUGUUGAUGAAAGGUGUUGCAUUUAUUUCUGACCAUUCUUUUGUUCCAUUUUCUCACUCAGUUCCAUUUUUUGUAAACUUGUUUAAAUGUCACUGUCUCUUAAACUUCUGUGUGUUUGGUUAUGAGGCCAAACACAAAAGACUCAGAUUUUUCCUCUUUAAGUCUAAUACGAAGGAAAACCAAUUCUCAUUCUUACAGAAAGCAUCAACAAGAAUAAUUGUUUGUUUCAGGAAACCCUGUUACUGCAGGAAGGACUAGAAAAUUACUAGAAGCACAGUGAAACUGAAUAAACUGAAAUGAAUAAAUAGCAGCUGUAUACAGAUGAAAAACUGUUUUCUUCCCUCCCUUAAUCUAAAGUUGCUAAAAGAAAGAAGUUGAAUUUUUAACUUUAACUGGUUUAAAAUGCUAAGUAAUUUACUCAGUGUUUAUUUGCCUACAUAUAUGGUUGGGCAGCAGUUAUCCCAUGAAGAUAGAUGUUUUGUUGCGUAACACUUCACUCAGCCUAAAAAGGAUAUUUGCUUUUGUGGUACUUUCCUGUGCAAUGUGCAAAAAUGACUCUGAGAGGCACGAUUCAUAUCUGGCUUAAGUUUAUUUGCUGCUCUCACUUGAUUAUUCACAAUACAGGCAGGUAGAUGCAGACUGUGUGUGUGUGUGGGGGGGGGGUGUCACACAUUGCGUAGCAUGGUUGUACUCUUAAAUACACGUUGCACUUUGAAGCUCCAACAGGCCCAUGUGUCACUGAGAACAGCUUUCACUGCUGGCAGGCAUCUCUCUGGUCCCAGGAGGGGGUUAACUACUGUCAGGCAGGGAAGGUUCCCAGUCAUGCGUAACAUCUGAGGCUUGCUUUUCUUUUUCUUUUUCUCUUUUUUUUUUUUUUUUUUUUUUUUUUUUUUUGAGUCACUUCGUAGUUUAAAGGUUGUGCAAAGUGUAAAUAAAAAAAACAAAAUAAAAACUAAGUAUCUUAACAAGGGUAAGAACUUACUGAAAAUGAAAAAUUGCUGCUUUUAGCUGAUGCAUGCUUUUUUUAUACAAACUUCAAGCAAAUGUAUCUUUGAAGUAUAUAUUAUACAUGUAAAAUUUGUUGGUUAAAAUGUGUUAUUGCCCUUUUUUGUAAAUGUUGCUUUAAAUUAAAGAGCAUGGCUUUAAAGGAGAGUUCUUAUUUUCACACUGAAUUAAUGGACAUCAGCAUGAUGAUUACAUAAAUCCUGAAAUAUCAAAUAGUUUCUCCAAAAGCAGAGUCUUGGAUUCUUUUCUGAGUACACAUAGUUGAAUGAUUAUUAAACAUUGUUUAAUAAUGAAUUUAAAUAACUAUGCAAUUUUGCCACCACUCAGAUACACACACACUUUUUUAAUGGCUUAUCAUUUUGCAUACCUUCUGCACAGCCCUUACAGGUGGUGUACAUUCAGCAACCAUUAAAGUAAAUAUCCAUUCAAGUUGCACAGAAUAUAGUUCCCUUUAAGAGAAGAACUUUCAUGUGUAUUGCAUUUAUGUCUUUUAGUGUUACGUUUUUCCUUUUCUGAGGAAACUAAACGUUGUGUUUAAAAGCUUUAAAUAAAGAUUCUUUUAUAUAUA
This is a messenger RNA of Dromaius novaehollandiae (emu), 8212 nucleotides long. RefSeq names its product MDM2 proto-oncogene (gene MDM2). The transcript is spliced from 12 exons. Gene Ontology annotation, cellular component: nucleus. The record is from RefSeq and is a predicted model, not a curated record. Bases 106 to 2151 code for a protein of 681 amino acids. Gene Ontology annotation, molecular function: ubiquitin protein ligase activity; identical protein binding; p53 binding. Lineage: Eukaryota; Metazoa; Chordata; Aves; Casuariiformes; Dromaiidae. Gene Ontology annotation, biological process: cell cycle; regulation of cell cycle; protein ubiquitination.